AUGGCAGAAGCAACCUAGCACGUGUGAGCUGCUUGGCUGAAACAAGAUGUUGAGGAGACAAGCAAGACUGCGGAGAGAAUUCAUCUACAAAAAGUCAGAGGAACAACGCGAUAGAAGCAUACAAGAUAAAAAACAACGCUUGAAGGCAGCUCUAGAAAGUGGUGAUCCUAUACCGACAGACUUAAGGGCAGAUGCUGUAGACCUUCAGAAGACCUUAGGCUGGGAAGGCCCCGGAGCAGAUGGGAAGACCAGCAGGGUAGAUGAUGAAUACAAAUGGGCUGGUGUGGAGGAUCCCAAGAUUGUUGUCACAACAUCAAGAGAUCCAAGUUCAAAACUGAAACAAUUUGCAAAGGAGAUCAAACUGAUCUUCCCGAACAGCCAGAGAAUAAAUAGGGGUAACUAUGAGACCAAGCAGCUCAUGGAUGCCUGUAGGGCAAACCAAGUGACAGACUUAAUAAUGGUGCAUGAACACCGAGGUAUACCAGAUGGACUGAUCGUGUGUCACUUACCUCAUGGACCUACAGCCUCCUUCACUCUGUCUAAUGUUGUGAUGCGACAUGACAUCCCAGACGUAGGCACCAUGUCUGAAGCAUAUCCCCAUCUUAUCUUCCACAUGUUGUCCUCUAGACUAGGGAAAAGGGUUAUGGAUAUACUGAAAUACUUAUUUCCUGUUCCAAAAGAAGACAGUAAGCGUAUCAUCACAUUUGCCAAUGAUGACGAUCACAUAUCAUUUAGACAUCAUAUAUAUAGAAAAGCAGAUGGUGGGAGGAACAUUGAACUAUCAGAAGUUGGGCCGCGAUUUGAAAUGAAAUUGUACCAGAUCCAGCUUGGAACCCUUGACAACGCAGACACAGCUGAUGUGGAAUGGGUAUAUAGACCAUACAUGAACACUGCCAAAAAACGAAAGUUCCUCUCCGACUGAACCUCUUCCUGUAUUAAGGUCCUGAGAGCUAUAUAUGGUAACAGCAUCACUAAACCCUGAUUGGGUGAUUUCUCACAGUCUGGGACUAUCCUGGGACAUUGACAAAGAGAUUUCCCACUGGGUAACAUUAUCCAGGGACACACUCAGUAACCGAGUGAUUUCUCACAGUGCAACACCAUUCUGGGAUACUCUCAUUGAAUGGAAGAUCCUCAUGGAGUGUCAUUUUCCUUGGGCACAGAGUAUUGUAUUAUCCUAAGACCAAGAGAUUCUCGUGGAGACUCUCUCAUGGAGUAUCAAAUUAACUGCAUACUUUUUCAUUAAAUAUCAAAUCAUUGCAUAUUUUCUAUUGAAUCAAAUUACCUGCAGACUUCCUUAUGAAGUUUAUAAUUUUCUGAAUAUUUCAUCACAGUGUAUCAAUUAUCCUAGGACUUAUGAGAUAUCCUCAGUUGACCUACUUACUGAUUGAGUCAAUCUCUUGAGUCACAUCCAAAGAUGUUCUCCCUGAGCAUGCCCUUGGACUUUUUGUAAGAAACAUCAACUUAUACACUUUACAGUCAGUGCCAUGUAUCCUUAAACUGGAUGAACACAAGAAUGUUCUUUAGGAACUUGUAAUAAAUGUAUAUUUUGUUGUAAAUAACAAAGAUCUAUUAGAAAACAUAAAGCGAAAAUAAAGGAUUCUCAACAUCCAGGAA
Ylistrum balloti is the source of this 1614-nucleotide messenger RNA. RefSeq names its product U3 small nucleolar ribonucleoprotein protein IMP4-like. The record is from RefSeq and is a predicted model, not a curated record. Gene Ontology annotation, biological process: rRNA processing. Gene Ontology annotation, molecular function: snoRNA binding; rRNA primary transcript binding. The transcript is spliced from 8 exons. NCBI's taxonomy places the organism in Eukaryota, Metazoa, Mollusca, Bivalvia, Pectinida, Pectinidae. The coding region runs from base 47 to 922 and encodes 291 amino acids. Gene Ontology annotation, cellular component: small-subunit processome; Mpp10 complex; nucleolus.